Molecule: messenger RNA, 300 nt
Organism: Hydatigera taeniaeformis
Lineage: Eukaryota; Metazoa; Platyhelminthes; Cestoda; Cyclophyllidea; Taeniidae
Source: the annotation of a GenBank genome assembly
AUGACUUGGGAAUCUUCCUCUACACUCCAUCUUCACAGAGCUGCCUUUGGUGAGAGAGUGGGUUCUACUGAUGGGGACAAGGAGCCAGGAAGCGUUGGAGACCUAAGUCAUGCGGCUGACAGGUCAUUAGCCCAUUCUGCACAGAUGUACCACUAUCAGCAACAAAAGCAGCAGAUGCUUGCAAUGGAACAGGCGACGGGGAAGAGUCGCAUUUCGGAUAGCAACUCGGGUAGCGAGGGUGAAGGUGAAGAGCCGGACGUAAAUGUCUACGAGUGUCCUGGGUUGGCAACAGUAGGUUAA